Messenger RNA from Hippocampus comes (tiger tail seahorse), 5352 nucleotides. RefSeq names its product testis-expressed sequence 2 protein-like. The transcript is spliced from 12 exons. Lineage: Eukaryota; Metazoa; Chordata; Actinopteri; Syngnathiformes; Syngnathidae. Gene Ontology annotation, molecular function: lipid binding. Gene Ontology annotation, cellular component: endoplasmic reticulum. The record is from RefSeq and is a predicted model, not a curated record. The coding region runs from base 640 to 4074 and encodes 1144 amino acids.
ACACAAAAGAAGUGCACGUAGUUGCAUUUCGCUCGGCUCGAAUGUGACCAAAACAUUUGAGUUUUUUGACAAUAUUUCUGCCUUUUGCCCUUCUAAUCAUAACCCAAAGAAUUAACUUAAUUUCAGUGACUUUUUUUUCCAGAAUUGUAGUCCAUGUUACGGCGAGACGGGGCUCGAAUUGAGGAAGGGGAAGCCCGCUCCUGCGGCGCCAUGACGCAGCUCGCCUCCUCGUCGGUGCAGCAGCCGUGCGUCCUCCUGCAGCCGUCAAACAUGCUGAAGAGGAGAGGACGGAAAUGCAAUGUCACUGUUGACGAGGGGGUGCGGCGCUGACCAGCUCCCCAUUCACCAAAACAAAACCAGCCCAGCUCCGUUUAGCUCGCGUAAUCGCGCCAGAGAGACGUGCCGUGGAGCAGGUUGGACCGCUUCGAACCCCUGCAAACCAGCCCUCCCAAAUCUGUGUGUGUGUGUGUGUGUGUGGUGAUGGUGGGGGGAUCCAGUCCCUGCGUGGGGCUCAUCACGUCCGGAACCAGCUCGGAUUACGCAGAUUUUAAAAACCUGGUUUGGAUGCUACGCUGUGGCCUGGACAUCCCCGAGAGGAGGAUGCAGUAACCAGGGCUGCGAGCCGUGCGCUGGGUGGUGAUGAGCAGUGACAGCAGCGGUGGCAGUAGCAGCAGGGGAGGUAGGCAGCAUGCCGAGGCCACCCCCUCUCGGCACACGCCUGGACCCAAGCUGCAGGUUCAACGCUCGCUCUCGCGUGACACCAUCACCAUUCACUUCUCCGCUCUGUGCAAGGAGGAGGAUGAUGAGGAAGAGGAGCUUUAUGGACUAGACGCUGGAGGGAGACCUGGACGGGAUGAUGCAGGAAGUCUUGAGGUUCACAGGUCAAAAAAGGGGCUGGUUUUUGAAUCCGAAACCACGACGGUGACUCCUCACGCAAACGCCGCUUCUCCAGCCAUGACAAUCUUUCCCAGCUUCACCAGUCCUCAACUCAGUUCCACUCCUCCCAGCAGCUCCUCGUGGCCUUCUGAACGGCCCUUGGCCAGUCUGCCGGCCACAAGCUCCAGUUCCUCCUCACCUUGCAAGUCCACCGGGCUGUCAUCCUCCAGACCUUUCCUCAGCCUGGUCAGAUCCUUGUCCAAUGACGUCGAGGCCCGCGACCCCAUCCCGCCGACGACCACCGUGGCGCCGUCGCACGCCCGCCACAGACACUUGAUGAAAUCUUUUGUCAAGUCGCUUUCCACGGACUCGUCAAAAGCCGAGCACCAGGAAGCGUCUGUUCAGCAAGUUCUCCACCAGCCACAAGUCCAGCCGUCCCAGCGGCCCCCUCCUCGCAACAUGCAGCUCUUCAAACAGUUCUCGCAGCCUCGCCUGUCCUCCACCCCCAUCAUUGCCACUCAGGUCGGCGGAGACUCCAAAACGGCCCCCUCGUCUCCCACCAUGUCGCCAGAUGGUAGGUCCUUCUUCAAAGUUCAAGAAGUGGAAGCCAAGAUCGAAGAUACAAGGCGGCGUCUCUCCGAGGUGAUGUCAGACCCCCUGCAGCUUUUUAGUAAGAUCAUGGGCGAGGAAUCCAGCGCAGGGGGAGUAGGAAGUGGCCCCCAUCGAGCCAGGUUGCUGUCAUCAAGCGCAUCGGAGCUAAGCGGCAUGACAGCCGUCAACGGACACUCCGAAGGUUAUAACUACAGCAUCAAGGAAGAGGAGGGAGCCGAGGGGGAAGAAGAUGAAGGAACUCUCACCGGUGGAGGACCUGAUUCCGUGUUCUUCUCCUUUGCCUCGCUGACACAGGCGCCGACUCUCAACCAGACCUCCGCGUCCACCUUGGCCAGGUCCCCGUCGCUAAAUCUAGGUCGCUGCUCCAUGUCGGCCCUCGUUGCUCGUCAGGAAGACGAGGAUUUUUGUGAGCUUUACAGCGAAGACUUUGACUUGUGUACUGACACGGAGACUCCGGACGGGGAUCGCCCUGGAUCCCGGGGCCUCCAUACUGGCAGCACCGGGUUGUGUAGCGAAGUGGAUAUUGAGGAGGAAGAAGAGGAGGAGGAAGUGGAAACUGUGCCUUGGAUUGGUCUGGUCUACAUGACACAGUUGGUGUACUGGUACUUAGUCCUUCCGCUACCACAGUAUGCAUGCGCGGUGGCCCACGGGAUAUUUGCAGGCUUUACCUUGGCCAUUCUAGUCCUUUGGCUGUCAGCUCCACGGCGCUCCUAUUUGGGAACGAGGAAGCAAAGACACAGGAGGGAACCUUGGAAUGUGUCCCAGUUCGAAAUCAAAGAACCAGGCCUAUUCAAGGGCUGGAUGAACGAGAUCCACAACUACGACCCGGAGAUGUACCACGCCACCCUGACACACUCAGUGUACGUACGCCUCGAAGGUUCCGUCCUGCGACUCUCAAAACCAAACCGCAACAUCUCCCGCCGAGCCACUCACAACGAGCCCAAACCCGACGUCACCUACAUCAGCCAGAAGAUCUACGACCUGACUGACAGCAAGAUCUACCUGAUGCCACAGAGCCUAGCGAGAAAAAGAGUUUGGAACAAGAAGUACCCUGUUUGCAUUGAGCUGGCCAAGCAGGAUGACUUCAUGUCCAAGGCCCAUGGAGAGAAGGCCGAAGAGGACAAACUGACAACGCAGGGUGAGAAAACAGAGCAAGUGGAGUACAAGGUUGAAAAAACCGAAGCAUCCGCGGACGAGCAGAAGAAGCCGGCGCCCGGAGGAGGGGAUCUGACAAUCUACCUUUUUGGGAGGACGGGGCGGGAAAAAGAGGAGUGGUUCCGGAGAUUUCUGCUCGCGUCCCAGAUGAAGUCUGACGGGCGAGGCGGCAGUCUGCCCAAAAGUGCCUUGCAGCCCCCCCACAGCCACAGCAACCAGUCUGUGGGCGGCCAGGAGGCAGACGGCGGAAACAGUGACGAGCUAUGCCACCCUCCGCCUCGCCACCGAGAGAGCUCGUCGGCUUCCUCCUGCGGGCCUGCCACAGGCGUGAGGCAGAAGAUGCUCUUGGACUACAACCUGUAUAUGGCCAAGUAUGUCCACCCCCAGCCUGCACCCACAAGCCCGGCCGCCGCCCAGAGCCCAGGACAUAGCCCUGACAGAAGCCCGCAAACUAACCAAAAGGUGCCCAGGAGCUCAGAUGAGGCAGCUGAACCAGAAGCUUGGGUCAACGCUUUUCUGGGAAGAAUAUUCUGGGACUUCCUGGGAGAGAAAUACUGGGCCAACGUCGUCUCCAAAAAGAUUCAAAUGAAGCUCAGUAAGAUCCGGCUGCCAUAUGUUAUGAAUGAGCUCACGUUAACGGAACUCGACAUGGGCGUCUCCAUUCCCAAAAUUCUCGGAGCCUCCAGACCCUCGAUGGACCACCAAGGAUUGUGGUUUGAUCUGGAAGUCUCCUACACGGGCUCCUUCCUCAUGACUCUGGAGACCAAGAUGAACCUCGCCCGUCUGGGCAAGGAGGGCGAGGGCCUCAGCGAGCACGGCAAGGAAUGGGCAAGGCCACGCACGUAUUGUCUGGCGGAUAGCGACGAGGAGUCGUCCAGUGCUGGUUCCUCAGAUGAGGAGGAUCCUCCGGAGCUUUUCAGUGACAAAACUGUUCUCCCUGGAAGCGAAGUCUAUGUGGGAGGCCACAGGCCCAGCAAGAUCAUGCGCUUUGUGGACAAGAUCGCCAAGUCCAAGUACUUCCAGAAGGCUACAGAGACAGAGUUCAUCAAGAAGAAGAUGGAGGAGGUGGCCAACACGCCUCUGCUACUCACCGUGGAGGUGCAGGAGUGUCGAGGGACUCUUGCUGUCAACAUACCACCGCCUCCUACAGACAGGAUAUGGUACGGUUUUCGUAGUCCACCUCACCUGGAGCUCAAAGCGCGGCCAAAGCUCGGAGAGAGGGAGGUCACGCUUGUCCAUGUGACGGAUUGGAUUGAGAAGAAACUAGAUCAGGAGUUUCAGAAAAUAUUUGUCAUGCCAAACAUGGAUGACUUGUGGUUACCCAUCAUGCACUCUGCCAUGGACACACGUUCAAAUGCCAGCUCGAUUAGCGAGUCAAAUGAUGCCUUGAGGGGCCCGGAACCUGAAGAGUCUGAGGUCUCAUACAUAUGAAGAAGACGUCGAGUCCGCUGUCUUUCGCCAUGGCAAUACAUUGACGCCGCACCCCCGAGGGUGAGUUGGUGUCUAUGCGGCUCAGAAUGAUCCAUUUGUGGCCAAUUUCAAAAGACUGGGCGUCUACUGUUUACCAAACGUACGUAUUGGCGUUUUGACAAAUUGAUUGAAUAGGAACCAUCAACCUGUGAUGUACAGCUUCACCAAACUUGAGUUGUACAGUAUCUAUUUUUGGGACUUUUCCGAUUGUUUGCAAAAGGUUUGUCAACCCGAGUGGGUAAAUAUUUGCGGGAAUGAAGAGAAAAUAACUCCCGUGUCCAUAUGUGUACACAAAUUUCUGUCACUCAUCAUUGCUACCUGUGCCUGGCACGUGUAUUCAGACAGGUCAAUGGCGACAUAAAAGUGAGCGUCGAUGCAGUUCCAGGCUGUAAUGCUUUCAACUGAAACCUUAUUUUAACGUAUGGAAAAAGGACUUUAAAAAUGAGAGCGUGGUACGAAUUUCAAUGUACAGUAUGUGCAUACACAGCAGCCAAAACCUUUGCCGAAAUCUGAUGAAUGUGUUUAUAUGAGUUUGCUCAUUCACCUGACGACGUGCUUCUUAGAAACAACUUUUCAUUCAAAAGCCAGGGAUGCGUUUUUUAUUGCCAAAGCAUUCUUUCACUCCGGCUUGAAGGGUAAUUGGUGGUGAAUGUCAAAAGUGUGCUUGCUUUGAAAUCUGUACUUGCCAGACUGAUAGUCAUCUGCGGGGGUAUUUUUAUUUAUUUUGUCAGAUCAGCAGAAUAUGAAAAACUUUUUUUUUGGGGGGGGGGGUCAAAAAUGUGCUCAUCUGGAUUCUAGCCAUAUUUUUUCAGUAGAAUUCUAGACGGUGAAAACAUGCAGCAGCCAGCCAGCCAACAAAUACUUACUUUGCCAUUCAAAAACUCGCUGUUUACUGCGUAGCGUGCGCACAACUAAAGUGACGAUUCAUCUGUCAAUGUUUAGUUGCCUUAAAGGCCAUUUUGUUUCUCCAAGUGUCGGUUAUGUGUAUAAGGCAGAAAGUGCCUUUAUAAUAAUCAAACAUUCCUCCACAGUGAACCAUUUUUUGCAGCCAUGCUUAAAAAAAAAGGGGAAAAAUGUGCCAUUAUUGUUGUACAAAUUGUUUGCACUGUGAAGAAACAUUGCUGUUGUGUUCAGUGAUGUCCGAAUGUUAUGGUUCAGGUCAUUGUGGAUCAAUUAAAAAAAGAUUUUGCUCCGAUAAAUGGGCGUCAUAAUUGAUAAAGAUGACCAUGAGGAAAAGGG